CAAACAUGGCAAUGAAGAAGCUCUUGUGGGUUAUUCUGUCCCUUUCUUUGGUUCUUGGAGUGGCCAACAACUUUGAUUUUCAUGAGAAGGAUUUGGCGUCUGAGGAAAGCUUGUGGGACUUGUAUGAGAGAUGGAGGAGUCACCACACGGUUUCGCGAAGCCUCGGUGAGAAGCACAAAUGGUUUAACGUGUUCAAAGCCAAUGUGAUGCAUUUCCAUAACACUAACAAGAUGGAUAAGCCUUACAAGCUGAAACUGAACAAGUUCGCUGACAUGACCAACCAUGAAUUCAGGAGUACUUAUGCAGGCUCAAAGGUUAAUCACCACAAAAUGUUCCAAGGCACGCCACAUGGUAACGACACCUUCAUGUACGAGAAUGUUCGUAGUGUUCCUACUUCGGUGGAUUGGAGGAAGAAAGGUGUUGUCACUAAUGUGAAAGAUCAGGGCAAAUGUGCGAUUGUGGGGUAUGGAAUAACGAUUGAUGGGACUAAUUACUGGAUAGUGAGAAACUCUUGGGGAGCAGAAUGGGGAGAACAUGGUUACAUCAAAAUGCAAAGGAACAUAUCUAAAACGAAGAGGCUUUGUGGCAUAGCUAUGAUGCCUUCAUACCUAAUCAAAAAUUCCUCUGAUAAUCCAACAGGAUCUUUCUCAUCUCCCAAAGAUGAACUUUGA
Molecule: messenger RNA, 671 nt
Organism: Vigna unguiculata (cowpea)
Lineage: Eukaryota; Viridiplantae; Streptophyta; Magnoliopsida; Fabales; Fabaceae
Product: vignain pseudogene
Source: RefSeq, a predicted model, not a curated record